Molecule: messenger RNA, 627 nt
Organism: Wyeomyia smithii (pitcher-plant mosquito)
Lineage: Eukaryota; Metazoa; Arthropoda; Insecta; Diptera; Culicidae
Gene: RpII18
Product: DNA-directed RNA polymerases I, II, and III subunit RPABC2
Exons: 2
Coding region: 155-550 (131 amino acids)
Biological process (GO): DNA-templated transcription
Cellular component (GO): RNA polymerase II, core complex; RNA polymerase III complex; nucleus
Molecular function (GO): DNA-directed RNA polymerase activity; DNA binding
Source: RefSeq, a predicted model, not a curated record
CACAUACUGUCAGUCAAAAGACAAAACGCAGAGAGACGCUUGAUUUUGAUAUUUUCUAGACGGAUUGAAAAGCUCGUGUUCGUGUAGAUACUAAUUUUGUUUUCCAGACUUCGUAGAAUUAAGAAAAGUUAGAUUUUUGUGACGGUUGCAAACGAUGGAUGAUGGAGAUUACGAUAAUGAUGAUGUUGGAGGAGAUGAGUUCGACGACGUCGAAGAAGAUGAUAAUAUCGACGAGUUGAACCAGGAAGAAGACGGAGAUAACAUAGAGCUCAUCACACCUGGUCAAGCUGGAGGAGGCGUUCCAAAAUCGAAGCGUAUUACAACCAAAUACAUGACCAAGUAUGAACGGGCACGUGUGCUAGGAACGCGGGCAUUACAAAUAGCGAUGUGCGCCCCUAUCAUGGUGGAGCUGGAAGGAGAAACAGAUCCUUUGCAGAUCGCGAUGAAAGAAUUGAAACAGCGAAAAAUACCAAUAAUUAUACGACGGUAUCUUCCUGACGCUUCAUAUGAAGAUUGGAGUAUCGAUGAGCUAAUUAUUAUCGAUCAUUAAUAUUCAUAUCCUAGAACAAAUAAGCAAUAGGUUUUAAAAAAUAUAUGUUGAAAAAAUGUGAAAAACUAAAGUCUAAU